AUGCUUACCGUUUACUCUACGCAGAAAGCAGUAGCCCAACUUCGGGGCCGGCACAUCGCGCCUGUCGCCUUCAGUUUCGGCUUCGUGUCCUACUCUUUCACCUCGCUGCUCUCCGCCAUCGGCGAUGGGCGGCUGAUGCCUAUGUCCGACUGCCCCUCGCACCUCGUCAACCUCUCCUCCGGCUAUUCGCGCACCAACAACUCCUGGAUCCUCGGACGCCUCCUGCGCGACGCGGAGAAGCGAUCGACCAUCAACGCGUCGCUGCACAUCACGGUGUACAAGACGACGCAGGCGGGCGGGAAGCCGGUGUACGACUGGCUGUGGUGGACGGGGGCGGCGGUGCUGGUCGGGCAGCUGGGCAUCGCGUGCGUACCGUGGGUGCUGGACGGCGACUGGCUGAUCAUGGCGCUGACGGUCGUGGGCACGGCGCUGGCGCUGGCUGGCAGCGCGCUGCCGCAGUGGGCUAAAGAAAAGUGGGCCUGCCGCUCGGCUCCUGAAGGUAGGUACUGCAUCACCCGCGGCAACGGCCACACGCGUGCCAUCAUCAUCAUCAGCGAGCACCCGGACAGCUUGAACCUCGAGGACCUGGCCACGGCCAGAGGCCAUCCCGUGCAUCACACCCGCAUGAUUCUCGGCUUCCUCGCCAUCUGCUGGAUUGCGUUCCUGCUGUGCGUUGCCGGGCUGGAGGAGAAUACCUGGUUCCUGCUUGGCGUGGGCUUUUUGGGCAUGGUGCAGAACGUGCUGGCUGCUGGGGCGCCUAGAGAUCCGAGUGCCAUGGGAGUGCCCAUGGAUCAAGUCGACGAGAUUUAUGAAGGAAGGGUUAUGGAAGUACUUCAAGCAGCCGAACGUAAAUAUCCAAAGGUGGGUAUCUCGCUGUUGCCAAUUUACUUCCCAGGGGAGCUUCGCCCGGAUGAACAGAAAUUCUUCGAUGAGAUGAAAGCAACGGUCAAGGAACGGCUCAAGGCCCCACCGUCCAGUGGCAGCUCUUCAAGAACGCUCACACCAUCCAAUUCGGAAAAUCUCCUGAAGAACGUAGACUCGGAAAAACACUUGGCUAUGAGCUAG
Molecule: messenger RNA, 1065 nt
Organism: Lasiodiplodia theobromae
Lineage: Eukaryota; Fungi; Ascomycota; Dothideomycetes; Botryosphaeriales; Botryosphaeriaceae
Exons: 1
Coding region: 1-1065 (354 amino acids)
Source: RefSeq, a predicted model, not a curated record